AUGACUCUGACACUGGCCAUAGCGACGAUAGUGGUUCGGGUUCAGGUCCCGGCUUCGACCAAGACUGCGACUCCUAGCUCUCGCCAAAAGCAUUUCGACCCCUCUGAGAUUGCUGCUCGCCUGGAACUUGCACUCUCGGACCUCUCGCUCUGGAGAAACGAAUCCCUGUACCAACGUGUAGCCGGAACAUCUGACUGGUUUAUCCCAUUUUCUCGACUUCGGGACCACCCGCUUCUCUCCUCUAUAUUUAUUGAAGAAGUCAAUGUACCAGAUGCAUCGCUGGUCAAUGCGUUAAGAUCACAUGGCUGGGGAAACUUUGAGUUUCAAAUGAGGCUACGCGAGCCUAGUAGUGCUGCCUGGAAGGAUAAGGGGAAAGCACCGUCUGGGUGGGUGGGUGCCGCCGGCGGAUACGAAAUUCGGAGUAAAUGGUGGGCCAAGAGAGAAAGUGGGUGGAUGGAUGCGCUAGCUUCUGUCGAGGAGCGGAAUUGGAUGGCGAGAAUGGUUUAUGUUGAACGUGUUCCUCAGUCAAUCCGAUCAGUAUGGUCGUUAUACCACUUUAUAUCUGCGUUCUUUUCUUCUGAGGAAUCAGAAUGUCAAGUUGUACACGAUAUACUAAUACCGACAGCUGAACCAUCUCUCAUCAACCCCCAACCAGGGCGUUUCCGAGGACAAGCGUUCGUAGUUUUCGCAACGUACGAAUUAGCCCAGACUUUUUGUAAACGCUGGGUUUGGAAUGCUCCUCAUGGUACGGGCUCCGAUAAACAGCCAGAAUUCAAAUCGGGCAACCAGUGGAAUAAGGAAGCCGCUGAAGUAACUGCGGAAUCGUCUGGUUUUCGAUCUUUAAGCAAGCCGCAAUGGGAUAAAUUAAAAGCAGAGUACCUUGAGCAUCAAGCCCGAAUCCUCAAACAAGGACCCCGACGCCCAAAAACAGAUAAACGUUGCAACGAUAGCACCUCAGACACUGCUGUUCCUAUUCCAGCUCCUGCACGGCCGCCUCGUCAGGCACCUGCCCCUCGCCAAGUUGAGUCUCGGCCUCCGCCAUUCCCGCCAGGUAUCCUCGUUUUCGUCAAACGCAUUCAUCCAGAAACAAAUAAAACAACGCUCAAAAAUCUCUUCACUCGAGGUGCUCCUAAUGGUGUAGAGUACAUAGAUUUCCAAAAAGGCAUUGACAGUACUAUCCUAAUAUCUAAACAACAGGCACAUGUCCACGGAUUGGAUGACGUCGGACAAGAAUCAAGUACGAAUCCGAUAGAAGCAGAAGUUGUUCUUGGGACUAGAGAAGCCAACUACUGGGCCAAAGUCCCAGAGAAGGUUAGAAUGGAUGCCGUAGCCAAGGCAGGAUUAGCCGGAGACAGGGAUGGAAACGAAGAGUCGAAAGGUAGAAGGAAGAGGCAAAGAAAAAUAUAG
This is a messenger RNA of Rhizoctonia solani, 1407 nucleotides long. RefSeq names its product RNA binding motif domain-containing protein. Gene Ontology annotation, molecular function: telomerase RNA binding. Gene Ontology annotation, biological process: telomerase catalytic core complex assembly. NCBI's taxonomy places the organism in Eukaryota, Fungi, Basidiomycota, Agaricomycetes, Cantharellales, Ceratobasidiaceae. The record is from RefSeq and is a predicted model, not a curated record. The coding region runs from base 1 to 1407 and encodes 468 amino acids. The transcript is spliced from 7 exons.